Messenger RNA from Paramacrobiotus metropolitanus, 1227 nucleotides. RefSeq lists its product as uncharacterized. The record is from RefSeq and is a predicted model, not a curated record. Bases 72 to 899 code for a protein of 275 amino acids. NCBI's taxonomy places the organism in Eukaryota, Metazoa, Tardigrada, Eutardigrada, Parachela, Macrobiotidae. The transcript has 4 exons.
UCCUCACUGUCCUUAUCUUCGAAGAUCAUUUUCCAUCGGCAAACACGGCUGUAGUUCUAAUUGGUUAGCGUAUGAAAACCGGCGAAACUUUUUGGCAAAUUUGUGUUGCUUGUCGAUCAUUAGUGCCUUUUUCCGUAAUUUUCAUGCUUGUGGUUAAUAAGAGGAUGUCGCGCUACUACUGUAUAUUGGCAAAAAUUUCUGCUCUUCUGGCUCUGACUCAAGGACAGCAGCAAUCGACAUGUGCGACAUUCAAAGGUUGCGGCAUUCCCGUCGUCGUCAACACCGUGAACAAUCCCGAUCCCCUGAAGUACGUCGGGACCUGGUACAUGUAUCGGCAAACCGGCUCCUAUACUGUUAAUCAAAUCUUCAAGCAUGUGACGCUGAACAGCCGCACUGCACUUCCAUUCAGCAAUACGGUGGCAGUGGCAUUAUAUCUUCAAAUAGCACAGUAUAACAGCCCCAACGAUACUCAGUGCGUUAACCGCUAUUUUGUCGGCAUGUGUGCCGUAAAUGGACAGUGCCUCGGAAAAGCUUAUUCAUCCGUAGAUGGCUACGUCCCUUCUGCCAGCGAUUUCAGCUUGCUAUACGGGGAUCCUGAUGAUUUCUAUGUUGUGUACGUAUGCGUCAAGCCCAACUACAAGACCGGUAUGUGCGACAGUCCCUCCUUCGGUGUCGUCACCCGCACCCGCCCGGAUCUUUUGACCGCUGCCCAGAGUAAAUCCAUUGAUGAUAUCAUCGAUUCCAUACUGGGUCCCUACUGUAUUUCGAAGGCGGAUAUUCCUCUGCAGGCCCACAACAACAGCGUAUCGUACUGUCCCCUCUUGGACAACAUUCCUCCCUGUAUUCAAGGGGCCAUAACUGGUCUCACGAAUGAUGUCGCAAACACUAUUAGUAACUAGGUGCACAGUUGUUUGUAUCUAGGAAGAUAAUAUCUUCCGUUAUUCGCAUGCGUUUUUAUUCGGCACUUCAAAUGAUUCUGUGACUUUCACUGUCCUGUAUGAACGUAAUAGCAGUUACUGUACGGCAAUAGCUAUCGUGAACGUGCGACCGGAGCUGUAACCUUGUUGCUGUGCAAUCGAGUUUCCGGUAAACGGUGACAUGUUACAAUCCGAUUAGACUGACCUUCAGUGCCAAGCCUGGACACGGGGCUACACUUACCUCCUCCGUGCAUCAAUCUCAUUUACGGCAAACCGUUUUGGUAGGAAUUGGCAAACCAGAAGUGACCUU